This is a messenger RNA of Rhinichthys klamathensis goyatoka, 1784 nucleotides long. RefSeq lists its product as uncharacterized. The transcript is spliced from 6 exons. NCBI's taxonomy places the organism in Eukaryota, Metazoa, Chordata, Actinopteri, Cypriniformes, Leuciscidae. The record is from RefSeq and is a predicted model, not a curated record. The coding region runs from base 21 to 1346 and encodes 441 amino acids. Gene Ontology annotation, cellular component: nucleus.
GUGAUAUUUAUCAACGCACAAUGUCCAAACUGCAGAUUUUAAGCAUUUUUCUGACAGAGCGAUUAACUUUAGCUGCGCAGGAGAUAUUCAAGGCUGUGGAAGACAUAUUUUCAGAGUAUAAUGAGGAGAUGUGUCGCUCCAGACAGGAGAUUGAGCUGCUCAAGAGGAGACUGCAGCAGGCAGGAGUUCAGAUGGACUCUGAAUUGCAGCCCUGCUCCUCUGAGACUAACACUCAGAAAUACACCCAGGCAUUUUCUGAGGAAUGGAGAUCUGAACAUGACUUGAAGGAUACAGAAAUGCAUAUGAAGCUAGAAGUUUAUACACAGCAGGAGGAGAAUGAAUUGCAAAUACCUGUGUGCCACGAAUCAGCAUCUUUAACACCAUGUAUGGACAUUUAUCAUGAACAGAUGCCCAGCAAAGACACUGAAACACAAAUGAUGGACAGCAGCGAGAAUACUUUUCCAUUUAUUAAUCAAGCACCUCAAAUUAAGAAUGAACCUGAGACUAAUACUGAAAAAGGUACCACCUGUCAGGCACAGCAGCACAUCACAAGACACGUCUUGGAUGAUUCAGGGGCCAGUGAUGCAUCCAGUGAUGUCAGCAAAAUCAAAGUUAGCCACAUUAGCCCCAGACAUAAGACACAAGCAUUUCAUCUGCCCCUCAGAAAUCAAGAGAUGUUGACGCAGCAUAGGAUGGAGCUGGCUCAGAUAAGAGAGAGAUUGGCAGAUGAAGAGCGAAAGAAGGCUGCAGCAAGCGCUAGAACCCAAAAGCACAGGCAGAAAGUGUACGGGAAUCCUGAGCUUCGUGAUGCAUACAGGAAAAAGGAGAGAGAGAGUAAAUUGCAAUCACAGCGGGAAAGAAACAAGAGGAAUAAGAGUGAAAAUGAGGAAAUGCACAGAAUAAAGAAGAUCCGGCACAUUGAAGAAGUGGCACUUGAUAAAGAACAACAACAACAACAACAAAUGCAAUCCAAGACAAACCUGGCUGACAUUUGUUUGGAAGACGUUCAGCAUGAAGAGGAACUGUCUGAAAGUUACCCGCCGCAUCAAGACAUUCACGGAAAUCCACCAGGUACAGGAGAGUAUUUGUGUGUCGUGUGUCGCAGAAGAUUCAGCUCACCGGGUCUGCUGAAAAUUCAUCUGAGAGUUCACUCUGGAGAGAAACCCUACCACUGCAACUUUUGUGGGAAAAACUUUAGACAAUCCAGCCACCUGAACACACAUGUCAGGAUCCACACGGGAGAGAGACCUCACAUAUGUCAGAACUGCGGGAAGACGUUUAUUGACUCGAGUGCAAGAAACAGACACUUCAAAAAAUGUGUUCUUAUCUCUCUGCAGGGACAAUGAAAUCACAAGGAGCACCUUUUGAAGGUCUUUUCUGUUGUUUGCUGAAAUGGAAAUGUCAAGGUAAAUCAUUUUAAGGCUGGAUUUUUUUUUAAUGGUUGUGUAUUAAUUGAUUAUGUCCAAUCCAGUGUCAUUAUAAAAAUGAACCAUUAAAAGAGGUAUGUGUCAUAGUGUGGAGAACAGCUCCUCCUGUCUUUAAAACGAUUUAACCUGUUUUUUCCAUAGAAAUUUCACUUGAACUCUUCGAAGCACUUGCAAUGGUACAUUUUCCACAGCUGGACAAAUAGUGUUUCUUGACAUGUAUGGCUCACAUUUUAACCAUGUAAUGCAGUGUUCAUUUAAUGAGCAAUGAUUCUUUUUCUUGGAACAAGCUGUUCAUGCCCCAAGAUUUUAUCUUGUUUGUUGCUUUUACAUUAUAUUAAAUGUUUAUUAGCUAGCAUA